Molecule: messenger RNA, 2760 nt
Organism: Kogia breviceps (pygmy sperm whale)
Lineage: Eukaryota; Metazoa; Chordata; Mammalia; Artiodactyla; Physeteridae
Source: RefSeq, a predicted model, not a curated record
CUUAAUUCUCCAUCGCCCGUUUAUUUUGUGCGCAUGACCUGGCAUGUGAGCCCCCUGCAAAGAAUGUGGAGGCUCCCAAGCGCUAGGGGAAGCCCUGGAGCUCUAGCUGGCAACAGUGCCGGGGGAGGGCCACUCAGCUGGCUCAGUCCGUCGUCGGCACAGAGCGCGCGGCUCCGGGGUCCGGGAGAAGCCGGCGCCUUUGAACCAACAGAGCAAUCAGAGGAGCUCUGCAGAAGCGGAGCAUGCCUUAGGCGUCUCUUUCCAUUUCUGUGGCCUUCGUGGGGAGUUUCGUUGUGCAGCCCCUCCCUCAAGGGGUCUUGAGUCGCUCCCACACAACCCUUGAAGACGUGGGUGGAAAAUGAGGGAGAGAAGAGUAGGCGGGAGCCCCCCUGCGGUGUUCGCCCACAGACGGUAGCAUUGUGGGAGUGUGUGGGGGCGGACCGGGCCCCGGAGCAGAACAAUUGAGGCACUCCUCCUCUCUCCCGUGCCUGAGUUGAAGCCUACCUAUGGAGCAGGCCCAGUGCCCGAGCCAUGGCCCUGCCUCGGACACUGGGGGAGCUGCAGCUGUACCGGGUCCUGCAGCGCGCCAAUCUCCUUUCCUACUAUGAGACCUUCAUCCAGCAGGGAGGGGACGACGUGCAGCAGCUGUGUGAGGCGGGUGAGGAGGAGUUCCUGGAGAUCAUGGCACUCGUGGGCAUGGCCACCAAGCCCCUCCAUGUCCGACGCCUACAGAAGGCACUGAGAGAGUGGGCCACCAAUCCAGGGCUCUUCAGCCAGCCAGUGCCUGCCGUGCCCGUCUCCAGCAUUCCACUCUUCAAGAUCUCUGAAACUGCAGGGACCCGGAAAGGGAGCAUGAGCAACGGGCAUGGCAGCCCAGGGGAAAAGGCGGGCAGUGCCCGCAGUUUUAGCCCUAAGAGCCCCCUUGAACUUGGAGAGAAGCUGUCGCCAUUGUCUGGGGGACCUGGGGCAGGGGACCCCCGGAUCUGGCCAGGCCGGAGCACUCCGGAGUCUGAUGUUGGGGCAGGAGGAGAAGAGGAGGCUGGCUCACCCCCGUUCUCCCCACCUGCAGGGGGAGGAGUCCCUGAGGGGACUGGGGCUGGGGGGCUGGCAGCAGCUGGGGCUGGUGGUGGUCCGGAUCGACUGGAGCCAGAGAUGGUACGCAUGGUGGUGGAGAGCGUGGAGAGGAUCUUCCGAAGCUUCCCAAGGGGGGAUGCUGGAGAGGUAACUUCCCUGCUGAAGCUGAACAAGAAGCUGGCACGGAGCGUGGGCCACAUCUUUGAGAUGGACGAUAAUGACAGCCAGAAGGAAGAGGAGAUACGCAAAUACAGCAUCAUCUAUGGCCGCUUUGACUCCAAGCGGCGGGAGGGCAAGCAGCUGAGCCUGCAUGAGCUGACCAUCAACGAGGCUGCUGCCCAGUUUUGCAUGAGGGACAACACUCUUUUACUGCGGAGGGUGGAACUCUUCUCCCUGUCCCGCCAAGUGGCCCGAGAGAGCACCUACCUGUCCUCCUUGAAGGGCUCCAGGCUCCACCCUGAAGAACUGGGAGGCCCCCCCAUGAAGAAACUGAAACAAGAGGUUGGAGAACAAAGUCACUCUGAAAUCCAGCAGCCUCCCCCAGGCCCUGAGUCCUAUGCACACCCAUACCGCCCCAGCCUGGAGGAAGACAGCGCCAGCUUGUCCGGGGAGAGCCUGGAUGGACACUUGCAGGCUGUGGGGUCGUGCCCAAGGCUGACGCCGCCCCCUGCUGACCUGCCUUUGGCGUUGCCAGCCCAUGGGCUGUGGAGCCGCCACAUCCUGCAGCAGACGCUGAUGGAUGAGGGGCUGCGGCUAGCCCGCCUCGUCUCCCACGACCGCGUGGGCCGCCUCAGCCCCUGUGUGCCCGCAAAGCCACCUCUCGCAGAGUUCGAGGAGGGGCUGUUGGACCGAUGCCCUGCCCCAGGACCCCAUCCUGCUCUGGUGGAAGGUCGAAGGAGCAGCGUGAAAGUGGAGGCUGAGGCCAGCCGGCAGUGAGGGGGGGACUGGCGUCCUCAGACCCAGGGCGCCAGGCUUCUGGCUCACAUAGACCCCUCCACUCCAUCCCUGGCAUCUAGUCACAACCCUGGAUCCUUCCGCUGCCCUUCUCCUGCCUCCCCACCUGCCCCAUGGGCAUAGAACUAUGGGGCUUCAAGCAAUAACAAGCAGGGGCCUGGCGAGAGGACACAAGGAGGGUGCACGGUGCCCCCUCACCCUUGCCCAGAGCAAGGAGGCAAGAACUCUGCCUCCAGGGCACUUGGGAUUCUCCCCUCCCUUACACAGCACACUCCCAUCCUCUCUAGUUAGAAUCAGUGACGUGAGCAGUUGGACUCAGUUUGGACAUGGGGGAAAAGGGGACUUCCCUGGGAGGGUCCAGCAGCUAAAAACGGAAACUGUUUCCCCCCAGCUCUGGGGGCCUGGGAACACUGGACCUGCUCCUCCCCUCUGCUCCUCCAUUUUUGUGCUUCUAGUUUGUUUCUUUAAUUUAACAAGUGCUGCAGUUCGCCCACCCAUCCCCAUCUUCCCCCCAAGUCCUCAGCGGUUCUCUCCCUCUUGCCCUCUCUAGGGGGGGUGUGGGGUCCCCUUCACUGGCCCCCUCGGGAGGCCUGGGUGGACUCAGGGUCUCCCUCAGCUGGGAUCUGGGCCGCAGCACCUGUCUGAGCAGUUAGAGCGUCUUUCUUUUCAGAUCGUGUACAGUAGAUUAUUUAUUUUGUUAUUUUGGAAUAAAAUUUAUUUUAUGGCUUAGGA